This is a messenger RNA of Balearica regulorum gibbericeps (East African grey crowned-crane), 975 nucleotides long. RefSeq names its product growth factor receptor bound protein 2 (gene GRB2). The record is from RefSeq and is a predicted model, not a curated record. Gene Ontology annotation, molecular function: protein binding. Lineage: Eukaryota; Metazoa; Chordata; Aves; Gruiformes; Gruidae.
CCGCCGCGGGAGGAGCGGAGGCUUCGGGGAGCGCUUCCUUCCCACCGCCCGCACCGCCGUGCGCGGCAGCCCCAGCAUGGAAGCCAUCGCCAAGUACGACUUCAAAGCCACCGCGGAUGACGAGCUGAGCUUCAAACGGGGGGAUAUCCUUAAGGUUUUGAAUGAAGAAUGCGAUCAGAAUUGGUACAAGGCAGAACUCAAUGGAAAAGACGGCUUCAUUCCGAAGAACUACAUAGAAAUGAAACCACAUCCGUGGUUUUUUGGAAAGAUUCCCCGAGCAAAGGCUGAAGAGAUGUUAGGCAAACAGAGACACGAUGGUGCCUUCCUCAUCAGGGAGAGUGAGAGUGCUCCUGGGGACUUCUCCCUCUCAGUCAAGUUUGGAAAUGAUGUGCAGCACUUCAAAGUGCUUAGAGAUGGGGCUGGCAAGUAUUUCCUCUGGGUGGUGAAGUUCAAUUCUUUGAACGAGCUGGUAGAUUAUCACAGAUCCACUUCUGUCUCCAGGAACCAGCAAAUAUUUCUCCGGGACAUUGAACAGGUGCCACAGCAACCAACAUACGUUCAGGCCCUGUUUGAUUUUGAUCCCCAGGAGGAAGGAGAGCUGGGCUUCCGUCGCGGAGACUUUAUCCAAGUCCUUGACAAUUCUGACCCCAACUGGUGGAAGGGAGCCUGCCACGGACAGACGGGCAUGUUUCCACGCAACUAUGUGACCCCAGUGAACCGGAACAUCUAGAGAUAAAUAUUAGAAAUUAUUUAAAGAAGCCAGAGAACCAGUAAAUACACAUGCAGAACCUAACUGCAGCCAGUGACCUAAAAUCACAUGGCGAUAAAACCUGAGUCACCUUUCACCAUGAGGUGAUCCUCCUUCACUCAGUACGGAACUUCAGGGGUGGUGGGGGGGAAAGAGGUCCAUUUUUGCAAAAAGAAAACUAAACUGACCCCCUCUUUAAAAAAGAAAAAAAAAAAGAGAGAAAAAUG